This is a messenger RNA of Malassezia pachydermatis, 1416 nucleotides long. RefSeq lists its product as hypothetical. The record is from RefSeq and is a predicted model, not a curated record. The transcript has 4 exons. Gene Ontology annotation, cellular component: endoplasmic reticulum membrane. Lineage: Eukaryota; Fungi; Basidiomycota; Malasseziomycetes; Malasseziales; Malasseziaceae. Gene Ontology annotation, molecular function: protein-cysteine S-palmitoyltransferase activity. Bases 1 to 1416 code for a protein of 471 amino acids.
AUGUCCGCCGAGGGAGAGACCCAGCCUACAUUGGCCCAGGAGGCCGCGUCGGGAGAGAGCGAGGUAGUCGCGCCCUUGCUGCCGUCGACGCCGCCGGCGUCGACGACGCCGACGACCAGCGUCACACGGCCACGUGCGAUGCUCCGACCCUACGAAAUUGUAUGGGUGGCUGGCGUGAUUGCCGUCAUGGUAUUUCUGCAUGUAACAUCGCAGGUGUUUAUUAUGUGGCCAUACUAUCGUUCGACACCGUCGUUUACGUUUGCACAGCUGAUGCGCGUCUUGAUCCCGCUGAAUUUGCUGGGUGCCUACAUGUACUAUGCGUACUACAUGUGCCUGACCUCGGAUCCCGGUGGCGUGCCGGUGGACUGGCGCCAGCCUCCAGAGGUGCACUCCGGCUGGAAGCGAUACUGCUACAAGUGCCAUGCGUACAAACCACCGCGCGCUCAUCACUGCCGCGUAUGCCGUCGAUGUGUACUGCGAAUGGAUCAUCACUGUCCAUGGAUUGGCAACUGUGUAGGCUACGGCACGUACUUGCACUUUCUCAAGUACACGACAGGUGUCGUGAUCGCCAUUACGUUCCACUUGACGAUGAUCACGUUGCGUGUGUUUGACUACUGGAAUUUUUAUCAUGUCAUGCCACGACCUUCCACCAUGGAAGCGGUGAUGAUUGUGCUCAAUUAUAUGCUGGGCAUUCCGACGAUCGCUCUUGUGACGUUCCUUACGUUGUACCACUACUACCUGCUGGCCACCAAUACCACCUCGAUCGAGUCCUGGGAAAAGGACCGCGUAGCCCGGCAAAUUCGGCGUGGUCAGAUUCCCUUCACCCGCUUCCCCUUUGAUGUGGGAUGCUGGCCCAAUAUCUGCGCUGUGCUGGGGCCCCAUGUCCUCCUAUGGCCGUGGCUCCGUCGCUCGCCCGGCGACGGUUUGCACUUUGAUGUCUCAUCCAAAGACAGCGAUGCACAGUAUGCAUGGCCGCCCCAGGAUCCACGUACAUACCUUCAACACCGCCGUCGUCGUCACCGUCCCAAGCUCAUGUCGCCAUUCACGUACGGCGACGAGCAGCUGAAUCCCAACUUGCAAGCGUCGCGGCAGGGCCACACACAGCCCCAAGCGCAAGCCCAUGCGACCUUACGCCAUCGUCCGCCCAUGGCAGAUGCGGACACCACAGCUGCGAUGGACGAUGGCUUCUACGACUCGUACUCGAGUGAAGGCGAGAGUGAUCACGACUCGGCAUCGGAGCAUGAGAUGGCGGUGCCCUCCGGCACAGUUCGUGUGCGGCGCGGCAGUGAAGGGUUCGAAGUACGUCCACCGCACUACGGCCGAGCCUUGUGGGAGCAGUUCGGCGCCGAGGCGUUCCCAGCAGGUACAGAGCCGCCGCCUGAAGCAGGCGUGGAUGGCCGAGCAUGGCGACCGUGA